This is a messenger RNA of Microthlaspi erraticum, 1335 nucleotides long. NCBI's taxonomy places the organism in Eukaryota, Viridiplantae, Streptophyta, Magnoliopsida, Brassicales, Brassicaceae. The record is from the annotation of a GenBank genome assembly.
AUGACUAUUCCAAGAUCUCUGGAAAUACAGGACAUCUAUGAGGAGAUUGAUCAAUGUGAUCAGAUUCAGGAAGUGAUAUCACGUAUUUCAGCUGGAGAAGAAGUGAAAUCCGGGUAUCAGCUAAUCGAGGGAAGACUGUUAUACAAGAAACGUUUGGUGAUUCCCAACACCUCUCGUUUCAUUCCUUUGAUUCUCAAGGAGUACCAUGAUGGAAUGCUAGGUGGUCACGCUGGUGUGUUGAGGACUGUUAAACGCAUCCAAGAAAAUUUUCAUUGGUCAGGGAUGAGAGAAAUGGUGCAGAAGCAUGUCGCGGAAUGCCAAGUUUGCCAAACAAGCAAGCAUUCCACGCUAUCACCGGCUGGUUUGCUCCAACCACUUCCGAUUCUAGAGAGGAUAUGGGAAGAUAUCUCUAUGGAUUAUAUUGAAGGACUUCCAAAUUCUCAAGGAAUGAAUGUGAUAUUUGUGGUGGUAGAUCGACUAUCAAAAUACGCUCACUUUCUUAGCCUUCAUCAUCCCUUCAAUGCUAUGGAUGUAGCUCAAAAUUUUACGAAGGAGGUUGUUCGGCUACAUGGAUUUCCGCGGUCCAUAGUCUCUGAUCGUGAUAAGAUUUUUCAUAGUAACUUUUGGCGUGAAUUGUUCAAGCUAGCAGGAACACAACUCAAAUUCAGCACUGCCUAUCAUCCUCAAACCGAUGGGCAAACUGAGGUACUUAAUCGCUGUCUUGAAACAUAUCUUUGGUGUUUCACUUCCGCUCACCCGAGACAUUGGCAUAAGUUUCUCAGCUGGGCCGAGCUUGGGUACAAUACCUCAUACCACACAGCGGUUAAAACCUCACCUUUUCAGAUUGUAUAUGGGCGCGAGCCUCCAUCUUUCUUACAGUUUGAAAAGGGUGCUACACAAAAUGGCGAGUUAGAAGCAAUGCUCCAAGAGAGAGAUCAAAUGAUCAAUGAAGUGAAGGAACAUUUAUCUCGGGCUCAGAGCAUUAUGAAGGAUAAUGCGGACAAACAUCGACGUGAGGUGAAUUUUGAGGUUGGUUCUCUGGUGUUUUUUAAGUUGAGACCAUACCGUCAAACCUCUAUCACAAAACGCUUGUGUCAGAAAUUAUCUACGAGGUUUUAUGGCCCUUUUAAGAUCUUGGAGCGUAUUGGGAAGGUUGCAUAUCGUCUAAAGCUCCCAGAUGAUUCUAAGAUCCAUCCGGUCUUUCACGUCUCUCAGUUGAAACAGGUUCUGGGUAAAGAUCAUGUGGUUUCUCCUCUCUCACAGGCUUUAUCUCCGGUGGAUGAAUUGGUUGUGGAACCUGAUCAAAUUCUAGAGACAAGAUAUUCCGAAGAUUGA